UACACAAUUCUUCAUCCUUUGUUUUAUUUAUUCCACCGUGGUAUCAGAGCUAGAGUUCUCGACCUAGCUAGCUUCCUGUUCAUCUUCUCACGAUCUCGUCGAUCAUUGUACAGCAAGCAAAUGGAUCCGGGCAAAAAAACGACGUCUAGCGGUAGUGGCAGUGGUAGAGGAAAGAGGCUCUUAAUAACGUCAGACGUGGCAAAACCGAGCUCCCGAGUCGAAAACCCCAAUCCAGAAAACUCAGCUUUCUUUCGCAAGUACUUGACUGAUUCUGAUGUUAGGGAUGGAUAUAUCAUAAUUCCUGGCAAAGUCGCGGAACAACAUUUCCUUGGUGGAUCCCCCAAGAAACCUUACGAGGAGAAGGUUCUUAACAUUCGCGACCCUCGAGACAAGACUUGGAAGACGGUACUCUGGAAGUUUGUAAAAUAUUAUAGGAUUUGGAGCAGCAGCUUGGGAGAGUUUUAUACGGAAAACGGUUUGAAAGCUCAGGAUGAGAUCCUGUUUUUCGAAGAUGCGCCCCAUCAGACUUCGGACGGGAUUGAUCGCUACUUUGUUCGAUUCAAUAAAAGAAUCGCUGCACAGGCCAGUGGAGAAGGCACGCAAGGUGGAGGCGAGAGCGCCCGUAAAGCAGUGGCGGAGCAGGUGAAGAAGGGUAGUACUGGUAGUGGAAAGACGGCAGCAGGCGGCAGUGGAAGCAAGGCGAAGGUGGACAAAGGUCUCCCCCGUUCUGGAAAGACGGCAGCAGGCGGCAGUGGAAAGAAGUGAAGUGGAACAAUCUUUUUA
Messenger RNA from Rhododendron vialii, 783 nucleotides. RefSeq lists its product as uncharacterized. Gene Ontology annotation, molecular function: DNA binding. The record is from RefSeq and is a predicted model, not a curated record. The coding region runs from base 121 to 765 and encodes 214 amino acids. The transcript has 3 exons. NCBI's taxonomy places the organism in Eukaryota, Viridiplantae, Streptophyta, Magnoliopsida, Ericales, Ericaceae.